AAUUAAAUAAAGAAAGAGGGAAGGAAAGGAAGAAAAUCGGGCGGAGAAUUCAAUCUGAAAGCAUCAUAGAUUUCAUCGCCACUCUCCCUCUUUACUAUCUCACCUCCUUCAUUUCUCUAAACUAUCGCUCAACUGCUCUGCCUAAUUUUCCUUUCAAGCUUAUUAUUAUUAUCAUCACUAGCGGUUGAUUGAUUAUUGAUAUAUAAUAAUGGAUUCCGCCGUCACAUUUUGCACUAGCAAACCAAUUACUUCUCCUACUCCAGGUUUAUUCCUCGGGAGGUCUAGUGGAAUUAAGAGCUCCCAAUGUACCUUCUUGGGGGGAAAUAAGAUGAGCUUUCCUAAACAAAGAGUUGAGGCUUCUCAGAAAGUUCGUAGAUCAGCAAAGCAACCUGGAGCACUUGGUGUUACUUGCCGAGCUGAAAAAAUUCUGAUAGCAAACAGAGGGGAGAUUGCAGUGCGAGUGAUUCGAACUGCUCAUGAGCUUGGGAUCCCCUGUGUUGCAGUGUACUCCACCAUAGAUAAGGAUGCACUUCAUGUGAAACUGGCUGAUGAAUCAGUUUGCAUAGGGGAAGCUCCUAGUAGUCAAUCGUACUUGCUGAUACCCAAUGUGCUGUCUGCUGCUAUCAGUCGUGGAUGUACUAUGCUGCAUCCUGGUUAUGGUUUUCUUGCUGAGAAUGCUGUUUUUGUAGAGAUGUGCAGAGAGCAUGGAAUUAACUUUAUUGGGCCAAAUCCUGACAGCAUUCGUGUUAUGGGGGACAAAGCAACUGCCCGAGAGACCAUGAAGAAUGCUGGCGUUCCAACCGUACCCGGAAGUGAUGGCCUUUUAUCGAGCACGGAAGAAGGCAUCAGGCUUGCAGACGAGAUUGGUUUUCCUGUGAUGAUUAAGGCUACAGCAGGUGGUGGAGGUCGUGGAAUGCGUCUUGCAAAAGAGCGUGAUGAGUUUGUGAAGCUGUUGCAGCAAGCUCAGAGUGAGGCUGCGGCUGCAUUUGGAAAUGAUGGUGUAUAUUUGGAGAAGUGCAUUAUCAAUCCAAGGCACAUUGAGUUUCAGGUUCUUGCAGACAAAUAUGGAAAUGUCGUUCACUUUGGGGAGCGUGACUGCAGUAUUCAGAGAAGGAACCAAAAAUUGCUUGAAGAAGCACCUUCACCUGCAUUGACCCCAGAGCUGCGGAAAGCCAUGGGUGAUGCAGCCGUUGCUGCAGCAGCAUCAAUUGGUUACAUUGGUGUUGGCACUGUAGAGUUUCUUUUGGAUGAAAGAGGUGAUUUCUAUUUCAUGGAAAUGAACACCAGAAUCCAGGUAGAGCAUCCAGUGACUGAAAUGAUAUCUUCGGUAGACUUGAUAGAGGAGCAAAUCCGGGUAGCUAUGGGUGAGAAACUUCGUUACACACAGGAUGAAAUUGUGCUUAGAGGACACUCAAUUGAAUGCCGUAUCAAUGCGGAAGAUGCUUUUAAAAAUUUCAGACCUGGACCAGGGAGAAUCACAUCUUACUUGCCAUCCGGAGGUCCAUUCGUGAGAAUGGAUAGUCACGUUUAUACUGAUUACGUUGUUCCACCAAGCUAUGAUUCUCUACUUGGAAAGCUUAUUGUAUGGGCCCCGACCAGAGAAAAGGCAAUCGAGCGCAUGAAAAGGGCUCUUGAUGAUACUAUUAUUACAGGGGUUCCAACUACUAUUGAAUACCAUAAGCUAAUCCUUGACAUUGAAGACUUCAAAAAUGGGAAAGUUGAUACUGCUUUCAUUCCAAAGCACGAGGAGGAAUUGGCCGAGCCACAAAGUCUGAUUGCAGCAAAUGCUGCUAAAGAUGCUGUGAAGGCCGUAGCGUAAAAAGUUGGGUUUUUUUGGUGAUUUGACAAUAUUUUUAUGUAUGCAAAAAAUGUUAUAUUUUGUCUCUUAGUCUUUGAUCGCCCAAAUGUCUAAAGAUAACUUUCAAGCUGUGGCAUCCAUUUGAUUUUUUGAGACUGAAUGAGAGUUUCAUUGACGAGUAA
Erigeron canadensis is the source of this 1980-nucleotide messenger RNA. Its product is annotated as biotin carboxylase 2, chloroplastic. NCBI's taxonomy places the organism in Eukaryota, Viridiplantae, Streptophyta, Magnoliopsida, Asterales, Asteraceae. Gene Ontology annotation, molecular function: ATP binding; ligase activity; metal ion binding. Bases 209 to 1819 code for a protein of 536 amino acids. The transcript is spliced from 17 exons. The record is from RefSeq and is a predicted model, not a curated record.